AUGCACAUUCUUGUUCUAGGGGCUUCCGGUGCUAUCGGCUGCCUAUUCUGUGAUAUCGCUCUUAAGGAAGGGCAUAAACUUACACUCUUUGUGCGAAAUGCCAACAAAGUUCCCGAGCACAUCCGCCUGAGUAAAGGAACACAGAUCAUUGUAGGCACACUUGAGGCCGAUCCGGACUUGGAAGAAGCCGCAAGAUGUGGAGCAGACAUCUUUGUCUCUUUUGCAGGACCAGCAUUUGGAGCACAGGGCACACCUUUGGCAGAUGGCUACAAACUCCUCAUCCCAAAACUCGCCUCGCAAAACAUCACCCGUGUUCUCAUCCUCUGCACUCCAUCUUUCAGAGGCGAAUCUGAUGUUGUAACGUGGAAAUGGCGUACAGGGGAAUGGUUCAUGAAGAUGUUUAGUUCUGGUCAAUAUCAGGAGAUGAUAGGUGUCGGAACAGCAGUUUCUUCCCUAUCCGACAAAGAUGGUAUCCAAUGGGGAUUAUUCAGAGUUGGUGGGCUCAUAAACGGAAAUGAGGCACCUGUUGAUGCAACCUACCUAGGUAGUGGGGUGGAUAACACGUGGAUUAGUAGAGCUAGCGUUGCAAGAUGGGUCUUGGAUGAAGCGAUUCAAGGGAAAUGGGUUGGAAGGAUGCCGUAUAUAUGUAACAAAUGA
This is a messenger RNA of Penicillium expansum, 657 nucleotides long. Its product is annotated as NAD(P)-dependent oxidoreductase. Bases 1 to 657 code for a protein of 218 amino acids. The record is from RefSeq and is a predicted model, not a curated record. The transcript is spliced from 3 exons. NCBI's taxonomy places the organism in Eukaryota, Fungi, Ascomycota, Eurotiomycetes, Eurotiales, Aspergillaceae.